Molecule: messenger RNA, 393 nt
Organism: Striga asiatica
Lineage: Eukaryota; Viridiplantae; Streptophyta; Magnoliopsida; Lamiales; Orobanchaceae
Source: the annotation of a GenBank genome assembly
AUGGUCGCGACACUUGGUGAUGGGGCGCAUAUUUGUCCGGCUUCUAGGGUCGUGCGGCCCGACACAGUGACAUCCAUGGUCGCCACCAGUGCUGGACAAAGGAGGGUUUUCCAGCGGCCUGGAAUCUUGAGGGGCGGAGCACAGCCGCGAGCUUUGGCGACUCCCGGGGUCACGACGCGCGACAGUGGGCUGAGGGUGUUGCUGAUUACAGGGGCCCUGUCCGUCACGGCGUUGAUUGUUGCGAUGCAUUCGGGCGGGCCUGUGAUCUCCGCCAACGUGAUUUCGAUAUUUGCUGGGACCGACGAAGAACAAGAUGACGGGCCGUUGUAUGAUGGUCCACCUCCAGGGCCAGAGGAAGGAGUGGACUACGGUCCUCUUAGAAUUAAAGAGUAG